AUGACUACGAAGUCAAUUAUAAGGGCACGCCAGCGGCUCUACGAUGCGGUGGACCCAAGUGCAGGAGUCUGGAAGCUGCGAUCGUUCCAUUGGGCACAAGAAGUUCCGACGAUUGAAUCCAACUUUAUCGGGUACAAGGAAGAGUACAAUCCUGCACGACGAUUAUCUAAGCGGGCUCGAUGCGAGGGAAGUUCCACCCCCAGAUUGCCAAACGAUGACGGUGAUGCUAUCGUGUAUCAAUGGAUGGCUUUGUACUCUGCCCAUAAUGAAUCUCAAAACGAGAUUGUACCUUGCAUCCCCGCGGAUAAAGCACAAGGUGGCUGCUGGCGUGGACGCCACACGGACUAUGCUGUACCAGGGAUAGGAAUGAACAGGAAAGCCUACUAUUUCCCCUCGGUACUAGUGCCCAGCAUGAAGCUGCUGACUCCCGAGGUUGUCCAUCCACCUUUGAGGCCGUGCGAAUCAUGUCCGAUCCUCCGAUUCACACUGAACUCUCCAGCUUAUGUGGUGUUCUGGCAGAUAUCUUCAUUGGCGCCACCUAUCCAUGGUAAUACGGUCAUUGGCUCAAUGGCCAACCAUGGGAUGAACACUAGGCAAGGUGCCCAUCUUAUUCGUGUUCCUGUUCCGGCUGUUUCCGUGGGGUAUUGUCUCUUCCACUUCGUCUUCCCGGGCAUCGUUCUGCUUAAUCAGAAAAUGAACUAA
This is a messenger RNA of Aspergillus niger, 702 nucleotides long. RefSeq lists its product as hypothetical. The record is from RefSeq and is a predicted model, not a curated record. The transcript is spliced from 5 exons. Lineage: Eukaryota; Fungi; Ascomycota; Eurotiomycetes; Eurotiales; Aspergillaceae. Bases 1 to 702 code for a protein of 233 amino acids.